AUGUCGUUUCUGUCCUGGGUACGGUCCCCCAAGCUCACCUUCUUCCAGACGCUAGUGUCUCUGGUCCUGGGGGCCAUGGCCCUCUUGUCGUCCUACUGGUGUGAGGGCAGUCAGAAGGUCCCCAAGCCCCUCUGCUCGGCCAACAAACUGACCAAAUGCAUACCUGUGCCCGGGGUCUCGCAUAACUCCACCUCCAUCCAGUUCUCCUGGGAGACGGGGGACGACCGCUUCGUCUUCCCUGCCUUCCAUGCAGGCAUGUGGAUGAGCUGUGAGGAGAACAUCUACACUGACGCCUGGGAGGAAAAGUGUCGCAGUUUUCUUUCUUUAACUCCAGGGGGUGAAAAAGGAAUGUUGUGGUUGUCGGUGUCAAUGGAGCUCAUGUAUGUUGGGCUGCUGUGUAUCAGCUGUGUGCUGCUGUCUCUUCAGUUGUGUAUGGAUGCCUUUUGGCCCUCACAGAUCUGGGGACAGCUCCUCAAUGCCUACUCUGCAGUCUUCACUAUAUUAGGAGGGUUACUGGGAAUGGUGGCUCACAUGAUGUUCAUGCAGGUGUUUCAGACUACUGCCUCUAUGGGUCCAGAGGACUUCAAACCACACAGCUAUGGCUACUCCUGGGGCUUUUAUGUGGCAUGGCUGGCCUUUACCUGCUGCAUGUUGUCAGGAGUCUCCACCCUCAACAACUACACCAAGAAGACUGUAAUGGAGCGUAGGCGCAAAGCCCGCCUGUACCCCCCUCGAUUCCCUGACAUAGAGCCCCUGCUAGCCCCGGCCCCCUACUACUGCCCUCCGCCCCCUCAUCCCUGUAUGUCCUCACCAUCCCCAGAACUCUCACCCCUGUCACCCUACUAUGACUCCCCUUCGCCACCCCCAACCUCAUCACCCCGCCCACUCACCCACUCCCUCUCCCUCCCCCACUGCUACACACUCCCCCACCCUGAAUACUUCCCACCUCCCCCGUCCCACCCUGCUCCCCUGUCCCCCUAUCACCGCCACUCCCUCCCCUCUCCCUCCAUCACUCUACCCCUGUCCGUCCACAGUUACACACCCCAGUACUACUCAGAGGACAGGGGCAGAGAGAUGGAGGAAGAGGGGAGGGAGUACUCAGAUGAGGAGUACAGCCCACUUUGA
Oncorhynchus masou masou (cherry salmon) is the source of this 1125-nucleotide messenger RNA. RefSeq names its product germ cell-specific gene 1-like protein. The record is from RefSeq and is a predicted model, not a curated record. Gene Ontology annotation, cellular component: plasma membrane. The transcript has 5 exons. Lineage: Eukaryota; Metazoa; Chordata; Actinopteri; Salmoniformes; Salmonidae. The coding region runs from base 1 to 1125 and encodes 374 amino acids.